Messenger RNA from Cyphomyrmex costatus, 2162 nucleotides. RefSeq names its product basic salivary proline-rich protein 2. Bases 203 to 2149 code for a protein of 648 amino acids. Lineage: Eukaryota; Metazoa; Arthropoda; Insecta; Hymenoptera; Formicidae. The record is from RefSeq and is a predicted model, not a curated record. The transcript has 7 exons.
GGUUGCUCUCCCAAAUCUUCUAUUUCUCUCGCGUACUGUCCAUCUCGUCUUGCCUAACUACAAAACUGGAUACUUCACGAGGUAGCUGUUCACAAUAACGCAACAUAACGGAAGAUUAUCCCAGAUUCUCCUUUUCGAUUGCCGGUCCUUUCCGGUGAAAGCUCUUUAACGUCGAGACGAUUCGUGAGUUGUCGCUUCGAAAAUGUCCGUGACCUUCGCGCAACGCGGCAGGCCACCUCCAAAUCCUGCCCAAAUACAAAAGAUGCUUGAUGAGAAUAGCCAGCUUAUACAGAUGAUUCAGGAAUAUCAAAAUAAGGGCAAGGCACAGGAAUGCAUACAGUACCAGCAAAUGCUACAUCGCAAUUUGGUAUAUCUAGCGUCUAUUGCUGAUGUAAAUCAGAAUCUUCAGACUUUAUUACCUCUACCUCAAGGUAUUCCUAAUGGUCCUCAACAUGGUAUGAUGAGUCCACAAGGGCUUCCAAGUAAUCCAGGUGGUGCAGCUGGUCCUGGAGGAGAAAUGUCACCAAAUACACAGCCAACAAUGCCAAUGUCAACAUUUAAUCAAGGUCAACCAAUGGCACAAGGUUAUCGCGGACCUGUGAUGCCUGGCCAAGGACCUACCAUAAAUAGACCUCCAACUGCACCAGGUCCACAGCAGUAUAGAAGUCCACAAGGUUAUCCUCAACAACCUUCUCCACAAGGUUAUCCUGCUCAAUACACUGGUCAGAAUCCUGGAUCAAAUUACCAAGGUCCACAAGGAUCUGCAUACACUCCUGGUCAACCAAACCAGUAUGGACCACCAAAUGCUUCUCAACAGCAAGGAUAUAAUGCAGCAACGCAACCAAAUUAUGGUCCUCCAACUACAGUAAACAGUUACAGUCCACAACCAGGUUAUCCACCACCAGGUACGCCUCAGCCACCUUCAGGAUAUGGACCACCGCCGCCAAAUCAGCAAGGCUAUCCACCUUCGAACGCCUCACAACAGAAUUUCUCAUCAGGUAGUCAACAACAGCAACCAGGACAAUAUGGCAGUCCUAGCCCACAACCAAAUUAUCAGCAGCCUCCGUCCCAAACGCCAUCUCAAAAUGCAUACGCUGCUGGACAACCCGGAAGUUAUCCCCCUCCUUCUCCACAGACAUACGCGAACAAUGUCCCACCACAAAAUUACCCACCACCUCCGACAACUAGCGCGACUCAACCCCCGCAACCUGGGUCGCAGCAAAACGCAGGUCCUCAGCCCAAUUAUGUUAGUCAACCAAGUCCAGGUCCUGGUGCGACGCAGUACGGUCCUGCCUCUACAUCUCCGCCAUUUAGCACCUCCUCCGCGAGCAGCAACACUUACGCCCAAAGCAGUCAGCCGACAAGCACACCAUCUGCCUCAACGCAGACAUAUCCGCCGAAUAGCGGUCCGCCACCAACAUCACAGGGCGGAAGCUAUGCGCCCUCGGUGCCACCGGCCCCCUCUGGCUAUCCUGUUCAUCAAACACCACAUCCGACGUCGCAUACCCCGCAUCCACCGCCACCACAUUCUCAGUCACCACAUCAACCACAGCAUUCUCAGUCACCACAUCAACCACCGCAUUCUCAGUCACCACAUCAGCCACCGCAUUCUCAGUCACCACAUCAACCACCGCAUUCUCAGUCACCACAUCAACCACCGCACACUCCACAUCAGCCACCUCAUCAACCAACUCAUCAGUCAUCCCAUCAACCACCGCAUCAAUCACCACAUCAACCACAACAGCAAUCUCAGCAACAGUCACAAACAGCUCCGCAGACACAACAGCAACCGUCUCAGAGUCCAGCUCCGAGUGGAUUUCAAUCGCCGUCUGGUCCACCACAAGGUCCUGCUCCACCUCCAGGCCCUCAACAACAACCUGUCUAUGGACCAACUACUACACAGACAUAUGUUCCACCGACUCCAGGAGGGCAACCACAGAUUUAUAGUCCUCAUCCGCCACAAGGGGGACAACAUUAUGGACAUCCUCAAUAUCCUCCUCAAAGUUAUCCUCCACCGCCCGCAGGACAAGGAUAUCCACAGUACCCGCCACGACCACCGGGUGGCCACAUGCCUCCUCCACCUGGACCACAAGGACCACCUCCACCUAAUCAAUAUGGAGGUUACGCUUAUCAGCCACCUACACAAUAAAUACAUCAAUAAC